AUGGAGGAAGAACGGCGCGUUGUUCUGUUCGGGAAAUACGAAAUAGGAAGGCUUCUAGGCAAAGGAACCUUCGCAAAAGUCUACCACGCAAAACACAUCACCACCGGCGAGAGCGUGGCGAUCAAGAUCAUCAACAAAGACCACGUCAUGAAACGCCCCGGCAUGAUGGAUCAGAUCAAGCGCGAGAUCUCCAUCAUGAGGCUCGUCCGCCACCCCAACAUCGUCGAGCUCAAAGAAGUCAUGGCGACCAAGACCAAGAUCUUCUUCGUGAUGGAGUUCGUCAGAGGCGGCGAGCUUUUCGCCAAAGUCGUCAAAGGGAAACUCAAGGAAGACGCGGCGCGCAGAUACUUCCAGCAGCUGAUCUCGGCCGUCGAUUUCUGCCACAGCAGGGGCGUCUCCCAUCGCGAUCUGAAGCCGGAGAAUCUCCUCGUCGACGAGAACGGAGAUCUCAAGGUCUCCGACUUCGGACUCUCGGCCUUGCCCGAGCAGCUUCUCCAAGACGGGUUGCUACACACUCAGUGCGGGACGCCUGCUUACGUGGCGCCCGAGGUUUUAAGAAAGAAGGGAUACGACGGAGCGAAAGCGGAUAUUUGGUCGUGCGGCGUCGUUUUGUACGUGCUCCUCGCUGGAUACCUUCCGUUUCAGGAAGAGAAUCUCAUGAACAUGUAUCGAAAGAUCUUCAAGGCGGAGUUCGAUUUUCCUCCGUGGUUUUCGCCGGAAGCGAGGAGGCUGAUCUCGAAGCUCCUCGUCGUCGAUCCCGAGAAACGGAUCUCGAUUCCGGCGAUCACGCGUACGCCGUGGUUUCGGAAAACCUUCAAAGCUCCGAUGAUCGCGGCGAUUAACUCGCCGGGAAACGAAUUGGAGGAGGAGGAGGACGGAGCGGCGGUGUCGCCGAAGUUUUUCAACGCGUUCCAGUUCAUCUCCUCGAUGUCGUCGGGGUUCGAUCUGUCGAGUCUGUUCGAGAGCAAGAGGAAGGUGAGGUCCAUGUUCACGUCGCGGUGGUCUGCGGCGGAGAUUGUGGCGAAGAUCGAAGGGAUCGGGAAGGAGAUAGGGAUGAAGGUGAAGAGGACGAAGGAUUUCAAGGUGAGGAUGCAGGGGAAGACGGAGGGGAGGAAGGGGCAGAUAUCGGUGACGGCGGAGGUUUUCGAGGUUGCGCCGGAGGUUGCCGUCGUGGAGCUGUGUAAAUCGGCUGGAGACACUCUGGAGUAUAACAAGUUGUAUGAGGAGCAAGUCAGGCCGGCGUUGAAGGACAUCGUGUGGUCGUGGCACGGUGACAGCAAUAAUAAUAAUAAUAUUAUUAUUGAUGACAGUAAUAUUAAUAAUUAUAUUAGCGAUGAAAACUCUGGUAGUGACUGUGAGAGAAUAUAA
Molecule: messenger RNA, 1368 nt
Organism: Brassica napus (rape)
Lineage: Eukaryota; Viridiplantae; Streptophyta; Magnoliopsida; Brassicales; Brassicaceae
Product: CBL-interacting serine/threonine-protein kinase 25-like
Biological process (GO): signal transduction; protein phosphorylation
Molecular function (GO): ATP binding; protein kinase activity
Source: RefSeq, marked provisional